Messenger RNA from Poecilia latipinna (sailfin molly), 669 nucleotides. RefSeq names its product COMM domain containing 3 (gene commd3). The transcript has 4 exons. Lineage: Eukaryota; Metazoa; Chordata; Actinopteri; Cyprinodontiformes; Poeciliidae. Gene Ontology annotation, biological process: sodium ion transport. The record is from RefSeq and is a predicted model, not a curated record. Bases 47 to 400 code for a protein of 117 amino acids.
ACGCGAUGGAUCAGCUGAUCCGUCACGUGACUCGCCCUUUUGCAAGAUGGAGUUAAGCGAGUCUGUGCAGAAGGGGCUGCAGCUCCUGGCCGAUCAGUCCACCGUGAACCACAGCAGCUUUCAGGUGCUGCUAGAUGUCUCCUUCCGGGGACUGCUCUCCUCCCGGGCCGACCCCACAGUCCUCGAUCAGCCCGAGCUGAAGCACAUGGACAGGAUCCUGCUGAAGCAGAGCCACGCAGCCCUGACCACCUUCAUCCUGGAAGCGGUCAAACACAACGCCGACAAGUCCACGAUAAGCUCCUGCCUUGAGGAGCUCACAUUCAGCACAGACAGAAUAGAAAUAUUCUUCAGCACAUAUCAGAAACAUAAAAAAGACAUAGAGCAUCUGUUGAGCAGGUAAGAAUAAAAACUGGAGAUUCCCGCCCCCCCUAUUGCUGAACCGAAUAAAGUUUUUGAAAGACUUUUGUGUCAUGAAAAAAUGAACCUAAUGGUGGGGGAUAAGGGGGUGGGGGGGUGUGGGGGUGUGGGGGGGGGUGUAGAUCAGGGCUGAGAAAGUAUAAUAUCAGCAAACUGGUCUGGUAUGAGAUUUGGACAUGAGGACCAAAGCAGAUGGAUGUACCCUAUAAUUUCCUAAACCCACAAUUUUCCCCCAAUAACAGAUCCCGAAUA